Messenger RNA from Verticillium nonalfalfae, 2259 nucleotides. RefSeq names its product glyceraldehyde-3-phosphate dehydrogenase 1 (gene GAP1). The transcript is spliced from 4 exons. The coding region runs from base 1 to 2259 and encodes 752 amino acids. Gene Ontology annotation, cellular component: cell cortex. NCBI's taxonomy places the organism in Eukaryota, Fungi, Ascomycota, Sordariomycetes, Glomerellales, Plectosphaerellaceae. Gene Ontology annotation, molecular function: GTPase activator activity; protein binding. Gene Ontology annotation, biological process: regulation of GTPase activity; regulation of actin cytoskeleton organization. The record is from RefSeq and is a predicted model, not a curated record.
AUGUCUUCCUAUGAUGGCUCGCGGUCCGCCCGCCAGUCCAAGCGGUAUUCCAUGUCCGCGCUGUACAUGUCCAUGUCAGCGAACGAUGGCGAGCUUGAAAUUGAGGAUGACCUAGCAAAGGCCCAGAAGAUACUGCGGGAGCUCAAGUCCAAGAUCUCUUCCCAGUCCAAGAAGAACUUUGUGCUCGAGAAAGAUGUGCGCUAUCUCGACUCGCGUAUCGCACUGCUUAUUCAGAACCGCAUGGCACUCGAGGAGCAAAAUGAGGUCGCUAGCCACCUCGAGGAUGCCACCGAUAUGCAAGAGGGUGCCUUUCCCAAUGACGACAAGACGCAAAAGUACGGGAACCUCAUGUUUCUUCUACAGUCCGAGCCUCGACACAUCGCGCACCUCUGCCGGCUCGUCUCCAUGUCUGAGAUCGAUUCGCUGCUACAGACCGUCAUGUUCACCAUUUACGGAAACCAGUAUGAGAGCCGAGAAGAACAUCUCCUCCUGACCAUGUUCCAGUCCGUUCUCACCUACCAAUUCGAUAACACGCCCGAAUACUCGUCGCUAUUGCGUGCCAACACGCCCGUCUCCCGCAUGAUGACGACGUAUACCCGCCGAGGUCCUGGCCAGAGCUUCCUGAAGACUGUCUUGGCGGACAGAAUCAACAACUUGAUCGAACUCAAGGAGCUUGACCUGGAAAUUAACCCCCUUAAGGUUUACGAACGCAUGAUUGAGCAAAUUGAGGAGGAUACUGGUAGCUUGCCGCCUUCACUACCCAAGGGCAUUACGGGCGAGCAAGCCGCCGAGAACCCACAAGUCCAAGCCAUCAUUGAGCCUCGUCUGACGAUGCUGACGGAGAUUGCUAACAACUUCCUCACGACCAUCAUCGAUGGACUCGAGGAGGCGCCGUACGGCAUCCGCUGGAUCUGCAAGCAGAUUCGAAGUCUAACGAAGCGGAAGUACCCUGACGCCAAUGACCAGGUCAUCUGUACGCUCAUAGGAGGGUUCUUCUUCCUUCGGUUUAUCAACCCAGCCAUCGUGACGCCCAAGUCGUACAUGCUCAUCGACGGACAGCCAGCGGAGCGGCCGAGGAGGACGCUGACAUACAUCGCCAAGAUGUUGCAAAACCUCGCUAACAAGCCUUCGUACGCCAAGGAGCCGUACAUGUCCAAGCUCCAGCCGUUCAUCCAGGCAAACAAAGAUCGCGUCAAUAAGUUCAUGCUAGACCUUUGUGAAGUACAAGACUUCUAUGAGAGCUUGGAAAUGGACAACUACGUGGCGUUGUCGAAGAAGGAUCUCGAGCUCUCCAUCACGCUCAAUGAAGUGUACGCCAUGCACGCGUUAAUUGAGAAACACCACAACGAGCUCUGCAAGGACGACAAUUCGCACUUGUCCAUUAUCAUGGCUGAGCUCUCCGCCGCUCCCCCACAGGUCCCCCGCAAGGAGAACAGGGUCCACAACCUGCCACUGUUCAGCAGGUGGGAGACGGCCAUCGACGACCUCACGGCCGCGCUUGACAUCACGCAAGAAGAGGUAUACUUUAUGGAAGCCAAGUCCAUCUUCGUGCAGAUCAUGCGGUCGAUUCCCUCCAAUAGCAACGUGGCACGACGGCCGCUGCGUCUCGAAAGGAUUGCGGAUGCGGCGGCUACGAGCCGCAAUGACGCAGUUAUGGUGCGUAAAGGCAUUCGGGCGAUGGAGCUGCUCUCCCAGUUGCAGGAGCUCAGGGUCAUCGACAAGAGCGACCAUUUUGGCCUACUGCGCGAUGAGGUAGAGCAGGAGUUGCAGCAUCUCGGCUCCCUCAAGGAUGCUGUCAUCAAGGAGACGGAGAAGCUUGAUGAGGUUUACAAGACUAUCCGCGAUCAUAACACAUAUCUCGUCGGGCAGUUGGAGACAUACAAGAGCUACCUGCACAACGUGCGGUCGCAGAGUGAGGGCACCAAGCGGAAGCAGCAAAAGCAACAGGUGCUAGGUCCCUACAAAUUCACGCACCAGCAGCUCGAGAAGGAGGGCGUGAUCCAGAAGAGCAACGUUCCCGACAACAGGCGGGCCAACAUUUACUUCAACUUCACGAGCCCGCUGCCGGGCACCUUUGUCAUCUCACUGCACUACAAGGGGCGCAACCGAGGCCUCCUUGAACUCGAUCUGAAGUUGGACGAUCUUCUUGAGAUGCAAAAGGAUAACCAGGACGACCUUGACCUGGAAUACGUACAAUUCAACGUGCCCAAGGUGUUGGCGCUUCUGAACAAGCGCUUCGCGCGGAAAAAGGGAUGGUAG